This is a messenger RNA of Clonostachys byssicola, 3174 nucleotides long. The record is from the annotation of a GenBank genome assembly. Lineage: Eukaryota; Fungi; Ascomycota; Sordariomycetes; Hypocreales; Bionectriaceae.
AUGAACACGCUGAAGAGAAUCGGCGAAAGUAUUGUUAGGCCCAUGAAUACGCUAGGUCGUUCGAGGCAUACGAAGCCAACUGACGAAUCCUCCGACAAACGGCAGAAAACCGAGGCUGAGCCCGAACGUCCCCUCCACAAGUCGCCGUUCUUUCCACCGACCCCCCAACCGAAGAUCCCUUCCUCCGUCUACUCUGCCUCGCAAGAUGACCCGCACGAGAUCCAAAGUGUUUCAAGUGUCGGGAAGAGCUCUACAGUCGCAGCCACUGUUCAAGAAUUCCGCACAACCAACACCAAGAGUCGAAGCCGUCCGUACCGAGUCCGAAAAAGUCGACAAAUGAGCAAGGAGGAUCUCACGACAGGCGGACUCAAAAGCCCGACGAGCCGUUCAGUCUAUUCGGACAGCCCAGAUGUCCUUUCUAUAGCCGAAAUCCCACCGGCGAACGUGGUGUCUGACCUGCUAGGAAACCAACCUAAUGGGAAGCGAAGUCGGCCAACUGGAAUCACCGAACCCCCGGUCAAACGACCCAGAAUAAGCGCUGAUCAAGAACCCAUCGAGGUUAUGUCUGAAGACGAGCUACAGGCUCCCUCCAAUAAUAACACCAUGGAUGCGAAGAAGAAGACCAAUUUUACGAGUUUUGACGAGAGGAAGCCUGUGCGAACUACGAACAAAGGUGACAUCCGAUCUACAAAGUUUCAGUCUGCGAAUUCUUCGGUUAGCAAAAUCCAGAAAGAAGAGUCUGCAAUACACUUGAAAAGCGCCGUUUCAGGCAACUUCACGUGGGAAGCCAAGCAAGAUCAAGUACACAGGUUUUUCUUAAGUGAUUCAGGAAAUGAAAGAUCGUUCAAAUUUCAGCUCGGGGAGGAAAAGGACGAAGUGCAAUGGCUUCAGUUGAACUUCGAGAAAUUCCUCAAACUUGAAUAUGCUGAACCAAUCAGCCGCUUUGCGAUCGUAGCAAGGUCUCUUUGCCCAAGUCAACCUCCAAAGCUUUACCUUGAGUUUGAAGAUACUCAAAGUUGCCAACGAUUCAUUCAUCAGCUCCCCCGGAAAGAAAUAGAACUGAUAAUAGAUGAAGAAGAUCCGUUAAAGCCAGAAAAAGCGUUCAAGCAUGCGCGUAAACAGGCUGAUAAGAACAAUGCUUCAGAGAGCAAUAGUUCGACCACCAAAUCAUCAAGAGAGAGACAGCACUUUGUGGUCGAGAUUUCAGCUCAAUCACCAGUACGCCGGUUUAUAGAGGAAGCGAAACCGGUGCAACGAGAGAAACUUACAGACAAACUUGCGCGCUCUGUUAAGGAAUCCAAUAAGACUCCAAAUAGAUCCAGUGCAUUCGGCAUUGAAUCUAUCUCGCCAGAUGAGACUCUCUCCCCGUCAUAUCGGAUAAGAAGGCGCGCAACAAGACAGUCUUCCCCCAUUUUCCCCCCAGAAUUCUUUGAUCGUUGGACCACGAAAAAUCCUAGUUGGAGAGAGACGUGGACCAAGUCUCUUGUGUAUCCCCCCACUGGCAAGAACCGGACUACAGUAGAUGCUGACGACAUCCCGAGAUUGGACGAGGGCGAGUUCCUCAAUGACAACAUCAUCACUUUUUAUCUGCGCUAUCUCCAGGUUAAACUUGAAGCCGAGUGCUCUUCAAUGCUAAAGAAGGUACAUAUUUUCAGUAGCUUCUUUUUUGAGACGCUGAAAUCUGCAAAGAAAUACGAGGGCGUAAAAAGUUGGACGGCUAAGAUUGAUCUAUUCUCGUAUGACUACAUUGUAGUCCCUGUCAACGAGCAUGCACAUUGGUACUUGGCCAUUAUUUGCAAUCCUGGAAUGACUUUACCUGCCGAAAAGAGGCCCCGAAUAAAUGCUCCGCAAAGAGACAAUGAUCUUGGCGAAGACUCAACAAGGGAUUCGACUCAGAUGCCAAGUGUCGAACGUGGUGUUGAAUCUAUCUCGCUUGAGGAUAUUGCAUCUCUCCCUCCAACCGCGGAAAUUGCAGAUGAAACAACCGAUCUCUCAGAACCAGCACUUGCGGCAGGAAAAAAGAAAUCACGGAAGUCAACUUCUAAUAUCAACCAAAAACUCGACCCCUCUGAGCCAAGAAUCAUCACGCUCGACUCUCUGGGGAAAGCGCACUCGCCCACUUGCAAAAUUCUCAAAGAAUAUCUUGGGGAAGAGGCCAAAGACAAAAAGGGCGUGGAACUGAGCGCCAGUCCUCCCGGCAUGACUGGGAAAGGCAUUCCUGAACAAGACAACUUCUGUGACUGUGGUGUUUUUGUGCUUGGAUACAUGGAGGCCUUUCUACAAGAUCCAGAUGAGGCGUAUCGCAAGCUACUCCACAAAGAGCGUGUUGACUGGAAUAUCAACCCUGCGAACUUAAGGAAUCAAAUCAGAGACCUUAUUUUUGCGUUGCAAAAAAAGCAACAAGAGCAGAUAAACCGGGAGAGAGAAGCGAAACGGGUUGCCUGGCGGGAGAAGAAAGGCUCAAUGACACCAAGUCAAUCAUCUCGACCUACCACUCAACGUACUUCAUCUCAAAGUCCGCUGGUUGGACAGCCGGCAUCCGAAAACCCAAAGGUUGUGUCAUCUCCGGGGUUUCCUCCCCCGCUCAUGUUAAACGGUACCUCAAACGGCCCGGUGAGGCAACAAAUAGCCUCCUCCCCAGCAAAAAUCGAACGGCUAGAGACAUCCGAGGUCGAAGUCACUCGACACCGGUUUGUUAAACCGCUGCCAGACAGCUCGAGUGAUGCUCUAGUAGAGAGUCCAAGCCGUCGGAACUCGAGUGCUUCUCCAACCAAAAUCAAGCAACCCAAGUUAUCAGAUCUUGCGAAAAAGGCUCCGCUCAAAUUCGUUAGCCCCCUCACAGACAGCUCCACGGAUACCAUGAAAGGCAAAAACCAGCCAUCCGUUUCUCCAAACGCUGUCUCCCACAGCGCCCAACGGAUCGAACAAAAUGGGAAUUUAUGCAAACCAGGGAGUCAAACCCUAGUCGAGGAGCCUGUUCAGAUAUCGGUAGAGGCAAGUGACGGCGAGGAAGCAAAUUCCCCGUCUCAUGAGAGGCAUCGAAAGAAGAAGAAAAGAAAGAAGACUCAUAGUCAUGAGUCUUCCCACGCUGGUAUCAAAGAAGUCCUUGUGGGGGACGCGGCCCCGGAGCACCCACAAUACGACGGCAUUAACCGUUCCACUGGUCCGAUAUAA